Messenger RNA from Myxocyprinus asiaticus (Chinese sucker), 1833 nucleotides. RefSeq names its product fibromodulin a (gene fmoda). The record is from RefSeq and is a predicted model, not a curated record. The transcript has 3 exons. The coding region runs from base 108 to 1145 and encodes 345 amino acids. NCBI's taxonomy places the organism in Eukaryota, Metazoa, Chordata, Actinopteri, Cypriniformes, Catostomidae. Gene Ontology annotation, molecular function: protein binding.
AGGGUUUGCCCAAACUCCUCCAUAUUGCUACAGGGACUCACAGUGGGACAAAGAGAAGGCAGUGCCUUUUGAACUGAUCAGCUGCUAAGUCUCUUACCGCUGUUAUAAUGCGGGUAAUUUCUCUCCUGUUCGUGUUGGGGCUCCUGAAUUGCACUCUGGCCCUGGACAGAGAUCCCUUCCAAUGGCUCUCUUCCCUGCACAGCCUUGGUUAUGCCUCCCUGCAGGCCGACAACACCGGUGGAGAGUGUCCUGAGGAAUGUGACUGUCCUCCCACCUUCCCAUUUGCCAUGUACUGCGACAACCGCAACAUGAAACAAAUGCCUUACAUCCCAUCCCGGAUGAAGUAUGUGUACCUGCAACACAAUCAAAUCACCUCUGUCCCAGAUAAUGCUUUUGGUAAUGCCACCAACCUUGAAUGGGUUAUUUUGCAUGAGAACCAUAUUAACUCUGUAGGCAAGAAAGCAUUUGCUAAACUGGUAAAGUUGGAUCGCCUGUACCUGAACAACAACAACCUAACAGAGGUGCCAUCCAAUCUCCCUCGCUCCUUACGUGAUAUUCGUCUCAAUCACAAUCAUAUUGCCAAAGUGUCCCCCAAUGCUUUUGAAGGAAUGGAGAAUCUGACCAUUCUUUUGCUUCAUAACAAUGGCAUCCAGGAUAUUGGCAGGAGCCUGAAAGGUCUCAAGUCAUUAACUCUGCUGGAUGUGAGCAGUAACCAGCUGAAGAAGGUUCCAGAUGGUCUUCCUGAGAUGCUCCACCAACUCUACCUAGAGUCCAACUCCAUCGAUACAAUUCCAGCUGACUUCCUCAACCGAUUCACCAACUUGCAGUAUGUCCGUAUUGCUCACAAUGAGCUCACAGACAAAGGCAUCCCUCAAAACACAUUUAACAUCAGCGGUCUUGUGGAGCUUGAUUUGUCCUUCAAUAAGUUGGAAAAGAUUCCUGUUGUUAGUACCAAUCUGCAACAUCUCUAUCUACAGGCCAAUCAGAUCAAAGAGUUUACUUUGGGUAGUUUCUGCAGUGUGGUGGAUGUUAUGAACUUCUCCAAGCUGAGAGUCUUGCGACUGGAAGGAAAUGAGAUCAGCGCUAGAGACAUGCCUUCUGAAGCAGCCUUGUGCCUUCGCCUUGCAUCUGAUAUCGCCGUGUAAUGGCUCUGUCCAACCAGCAGAGGGCUAUUUUGGUUUCCUCCAAAAUUAUAAUAUCAAAGUAGUAGAACAUUGCAUUGAUGCACAUGUUCAUUUUUGAAUUUAUAGUGCUUUGGGAUUUUGUAAGAGAUGAAUGCAAUUUCCUGUGGACUUUAGAGAGAAAGACAAAUAGCCUACUGAAACAGUGAAAACAGGAACAUUGGGAGAUUUACUGUAGAUAGGAAAUGAAGAUCCUCUGUAAAGGUAUAUGCAGCCUGUUUGUUCUUAUCUAAAGCUACAUAGCUAUUAUUAAAUGAGUUUUAUGGGUUUAGUUUAUGAUUUUGUUCAUUUGUGCAUAUCUGUUUUAUCAGAAGACACUAUGGCAGAGCUAAAAUCAACAUUUCAGUCUGCUAUUGUUUGAUAAACAUUUGAUUCAUUUUAGGUAUACAGUAUGCAACCUGGAUUCAUGUCAGUUCAAGAAUGGAGUUUGAGCAAUGCUGUAAGUAUUUAUUUUACAUGUGAGACAGAAAGAUGUAACAAACUGAGACAUCAUACUUGACUACAUCAAACUGAUUAUGUAAUCUGAAAAAAAGAAAAAAUUAAAAACAUUAAAUUGUUUUUAGAGCAAAUGUAUUGCAUGCAAUAUGUUACAAAGGACAGAGGGCCUGUAAGCCUUUUGUGUGGCUCAAUAAAUCUAACUGUAUCAAUAAAA